Molecule: messenger RNA, 1244 nt
Organism: Betta splendens (Siamese fighting fish)
Lineage: Eukaryota; Metazoa; Chordata; Actinopteri; Anabantiformes; Osphronemidae
Product: T-cell surface glycoprotein CD3 delta chain-like
Exons: 4
Coding region: 61-609 (182 amino acids)
Biological process (GO): cell surface receptor signaling pathway; positive thymic T cell selection
Cellular component (GO): alpha-beta T cell receptor complex; external side of plasma membrane
Molecular function (GO): transmembrane signaling receptor activity
Source: RefSeq, a predicted model, not a curated record
UUCAGCGCUGGUAAGGAAGCAGUUUAAACUGUACAAGGAAGGUGGUGUAAAUCUGUCUUCAUGGAAUCAUGUCUGUGCUUAAUGUGUCAGAGUUGGUUCAAUGAUCUGUACAUGUGUGUUUAUUUUUGCUACACAGAAGACAAAAAGGAUGAAAUAGAGGUGAAAAAACUAGGAGACGGUAUUGAGCUGAAGUGCAAUGACCCAAACAGUAAAUUGAGAAAAACAGGAGGAGAGGAAUUAAAUCAAACAGUGAAACUAGAGUACAAAGAUGAGAACUCAGGAGAGUACUCAUGUACUGCUACUGAAAAACAAUUCAUUUACGUGAAAUUUCGAACCUGUGACAACUGCAUCGAGCUCGACGUCCCUUCACUCGUGGGCUUAGCUGUGGGAGACUUGGUGGCCACGGCUGUGAUCGCAGUGGCCGUUUACCUCAUCGCCUCCCAGGCUGGGGUCCGGCCCAGCGCCUCAAACAAGGCUUCUGACAGACAGCGCCUCGUUCCAAAUGACAUGCCCAGCAGAGCCCCUAAUGACCACUAUGAGCGACUGAGACACAAAGGCCAGAAAGAAACGUACGACGUCAUUAAUAAAGCGGCGGCUCACGGCCGCUGAAAACGGCUUCUUCGUCUCACACAUCUGUUCCAGAGGUCAAAGUCAGGACCGAGUGAAUCUUCAUGUGUAGUUUGGUCACUGCUUUGUUAUCAUCGGCUUUGUGUAACCAGUUUUUUUAUCUUUUGGUGGAUCGUAUUAUUUUUAAUAUUUGCAGGAUCGGCUGCUAUCGGCCCCUUUUUUUGGCAUAUUGAUAAACUGAUGAAUAAAAGGAGCUGUGGCUUAUAAUUAUUUACUGCUAAUGAUUAAUUUUACCAUUCAAAUUAUAAUUUCUAACAAAAAUAUUUAUAUAGUAUAUUAUAUUAUAUAAAUAUAUCUAUUUUCUGUUCUAUUUUCAUGGUCAGUUCAUCUAAUUCCUAUUUCCUAGUGAAACUUUAACUGUACUUAGUUAAUUGAAUAAAACUUAGUAGACGCUUUAAAGGUUGUUGCAUAGUUUGAAUCUAAAUUUGUGAAAUUAAAAUAGUCCGUGUUAUUGAUUAUUGCAAUAUUAUACAUGAGAAAUGUUCAGAGAAGUUUGGGCUUAGUGUUAAACCAUAGUGGUAGUGGAUAGUGAGUGCGUUCGAUGUUUGACAGCUGUUGUACAGAAACCAAAGCUCACAUUGUUUUCAUGCAUUAAACUGAUGAUGAUUCUUCUGUCA